Messenger RNA from Zalophus californianus (California sea lion), 1093 nucleotides. RefSeq lists its product as uncharacterized. Bases 38 to 550 code for a protein of 170 amino acids. The record is from RefSeq and is a predicted model, not a curated record. The transcript is spliced from 2 exons. Lineage: Eukaryota; Metazoa; Chordata; Mammalia; Carnivora; Otariidae.
UGGAGCCUGAGAGCCCCUCGUCUGGGCUGGUCCCAGAAUGUGCGGCUUGCCGGGAGUGCAGUCAGAUGCUGCCCCGGCUGGCCGCGGCGGGCCCGGCGCAGCACUCCGCCUGUGGCUCACUGCAUCUUCGCUCCGGCCCGACGCGGGGACUCAGGCUCGGCUGGCUCACUGUCCCGGCUGGCUCGGCCGGGGCAGCGCGGGGCGCCGAGGGUGGGGCGCGCGCAUGGUCGGCUCCGGGACGGUCGCUACCUCAUUUCUUCCCUCCGGGGGUGUCCGACUCCGCUCCCGAGGUCCCGGAGGUCUGCUGCCCGCCCUUGCGGCGCGCCUGUCCCGUGCUGCGAGCAGUAGCCGGCUCGCCAGCCUCACAUCCUUGCGGUCCGAGAGCCAGAUCUCGGGUAAAUAUAGGCCGGCGCGAACCAUUCGCUGCGCGGGGACAGGGGAGGAGCAGAGAAGAGGAUGCGUUUCGGGCUCGGACGGCCGGUAUCGCCAAGACCCGGGGUUACCCCUCGGGAAAAGCAACUUGAAUUCUGACACUCCACCCUCGGGCUGAAUUGCAACUCGCUAAAUAAAUGUACGUCUACGUCGAAACUUCUGGGGGAAGUGGUAGAACGUGGGAUUUAGACUAAUUUACUAUGUAAAAAGGUUGGGGAAAUAGUGGUUCUUUCCAUGUGUGACAGCUCUCUGAGAAUGACUGGGUGCUGUUUAAUAUUAUUUUUUUUCACAAUUUUUUUUUUCAUUAAAAGUAAUAGAAGUAAGGAAAACAGCGAGAUUUAUCUUUUAGGAUCUUGGAGCCCUUUCUCCACAGACAAGCAGAUAGUGAGAAGCGAGAUGAACAUAAUGGGGUGACUGGAGUGAACAAUAUGGUAUAUAGCCCAUAAAUAAAGCGCUUCCUACGCCUAAUCCCUAGCAGUAACCCCUCCUGCUCUCAGGCCUCAGAGAAGAGCAGUUUUCUGAGACCCAUACAAUUUCUAAGUAAUGCUUAUGUGUGAUUAGAACUCAUUUUAUUUUGGCAGGUCAGUCGUUCAGUUUUAUUACAUCACUGACACAUUUUGGGUAAGAAUUCCUAGUAAAAAUCCAAGUGACCUUUUUUUAU